AUGUCUGAUGAGAGCAUAUAUGAUCUACUAGGCCGGUAUCGGUGUACCACGCGCAGCAGUCUCGCAAACGGAUGCUGCCUGCUUCUGGCAGGGUCUAUGGCGGACCUUAUGAGCAACCGGAUGAUCAAUCUACUGGGCUGCCUUCUACUGGCCGUGUUCAUUCUAGAUUGCGGGGUAGCCGAAUCUGGCAUAGCAACUUCAAUGUGUCUUCCCACAGCUUUUAGCAUCUUGACCCGGACUUUACCAAUGGGUAAGCCAAGGAAUAUUGGCUUCGCUUUCUUGGGUCUAGGACAGCCUCUGGGAUUUGCGGUCGGGCUUGUAUUCGGUUUCUAUCUUUGCGCCGGCGUUACCGGGACUCUCAUGGUUAUCAACUACUUCGAACUUCCACGGGAUGCUGCCCGCGAACCCAUCACCUUGCGUAGGCUAAGAGCAGAGAUCGACUGGAUUGGCAUAAUCCUUUCAAGCUCUUGCCUAGGAAUUUUCUCCUACGUGUUCGCCUAUGUACUAUACACACCUAGCACUACUAUCUCUGACGAUCCAUCCAAUGUCCACAAAGCUCAGAACAUCGCCCUGCCUUGCUGCGCGGGCGCCAUGAUUCCUGGGUUUCGGGUCUGGAUGGGCAGGCGUGAACGGGCGGGAAGGCCUGCCUGGAUCCCAAACUCUCUGUGGAAGAAUACGGCAUUCUCGUCCAUGUGUGUCAUUGUUCUUUUCUCCUGGGCGGUGCUAAACAGCGUGACAACCAUUCUCAGUCUCUUCUUCCAAGAAGUUCAAGAGCUAUCCGGCUUCCAGUCUGCUCUUCGCUUCUUCCCAAUUGUCAUCCCUGACGUUCUCCUGAACCUGGGAACAGGUCUCUUGGUUCACCGUGUGUAUGCGAAUCACUUAGUGCUUGUGAGCUCGUUACUCAGCGCUGGGUCUCCCUUGCUCAUGGCCAUCAUUGACCCUCAUUGGUCCUGGUGGUACUGUGCUUUCUGGGCGGUUCUGCUAAGCCCCCUUUCGGCUGAUGUGAUCUUUACAAUUGCCAACCUGAUAGUCGCGGACGCUUUCACCCCCCAGACGCGCGGCCCGGCGGGUGCCGUCUUCAACACGAUCGCGGAAUUCGGAACCUCGCUGGGACUCACCAUCUUUGCCAUCAUCUCCGCGGGCGUCACGCGGGAUUCCUCGAUCGCGGACAAGCAGUCCCACGAGGCACUCAUGGUUGGCUACCGCGCCGUCUUCUGGACGUGCUUUGGGCUCAUGCUGGGGGCUUGUGGUGUUGGAUUGUGGGGGCUGCGGAAUGUUGGUCGGAUUGGGUUGAAGAGGGAGUGA
Molecule: messenger RNA, 1305 nt
Organism: Aspergillus aculeatus ATCC 16872
Lineage: Eukaryota; Fungi; Ascomycota; Eurotiomycetes; Eurotiales; Aspergillaceae
Exons: 7
Coding region: 1-1305 (434 amino acids)
Biological process (GO): transmembrane transport
Cellular component (GO): membrane
Molecular function (GO): transmembrane transporter activity
Source: RefSeq, a predicted model, not a curated record